Fonsecaea multimorphosa CBS 102226 is the source of this 1035-nucleotide messenger RNA. RefSeq lists its product as uncharacterized. Gene Ontology annotation, molecular function: metalloendopeptidase activity. The record is from RefSeq and is a predicted model, not a curated record. Gene Ontology annotation, cellular component: endoplasmic reticulum membrane. Gene Ontology annotation, biological process: CAAX-box protein processing. Bases 1 to 1035 code for a protein of 344 amino acids. The transcript has 3 exons. Lineage: Eukaryota; Fungi; Ascomycota; Eurotiomycetes; Chaetothyriales; Herpotrichiellaceae.
AUGGCUCCCGUCAACUUCUUCCUCAAGCUGAGAAACACUUAUUUUGGCCAUGCAGACAAGGACAAGCCCGUCAUUUCGCCUACCACGGCAGCCCUUCUAUCGGUCGCUUGCACGCUGAUCUAUGUGGUCCCUUUCUACCUGUCCUCCUCAACCCGGCCAUCGCCAACACUAAACCGCGAUGCUCCCAGCGUCAUCCGUGCCCGCAUUCGGACCAUCACAUUGGCCUGUAUCCUUAGCAGUGCUGGCACUUUAUAUCUGCUGAGCGGAAAAGCGAAGCUCUCGCUCACAGAUGCCUUGCAUAUGCUGGGCUAUUGGCCCAUUCGACCCUGGGACCUGUUUAGAUCCUUCACCCUGACAUUCCUGCUGUAUAUUGGGCCACUGUUUGAGAAGAUCUUCGUCGAGGGAGAGUUCGACGACCUACGUGAUCGUGGUGUUGCCGCGAUUGCCGAAACUCUGAGCAGCUGGCAAGGCUACAGGAACUAUGUCGCCGGCCCAGUCACUGAGGAAGUUGUUUUUCGCUCAGUUCUCAUCCCGAUUCACCUCCUCGCCAAACUCUCCCCUGGCAAAAUCGUCUUCCUGACACCCCUCUAUUUCGGCAUCGCCCAUGUUCACCACUUUUACGAGUUCCACUUGACGCACCCUCACAUCUCCCUCUUGCCGGUUUUGCUGAGAUCGCUAUUCCAGUUCACCUAUACUACACUCUUUGGGUGGUUUGCAGCAUUUAUCUACAUGCGUACGGGCUCGGUCUAUGCCUGCAUCGUCAUCCACUCAUUCUGUAACUGGGUUGGCCUUCCUCGUUUCUGGGGCCGCGUAAGGAGACCGGAGGACUACCCGCUGUCCCCUGUUGUCAUUCGUGGCAAGGACGAUGCAGAACUCGUCCAGGCUUCGGCAAAGGGCAAAAAACUGGGGUUACGGUGGACGGUGGCGUAUUACCUGCUUCUAGUCGCGGGCGCAUAUGCCUUUUAUCGAGGGCUGUGGCCGUUGACUGCAUCAGAGGCGGCUUUGGCAGAGUUUACGCGCAAUACACGCAGAUAA